CGGACAGGGACUAUUGUGAUAUUCUCUUGGCCCUCUCGCAGAGUUUUACCUUCUGUUUUGUUCAAUACCUUGUGGCUGUUUACUCACAACUUUUUUGUGUCUCGUCUGUCGUCAUAGAAGUUAGGAGCAUGCUCCGCGGCCAGACUCUCCGCUGGAGAGCCGCGCUCCAGACACCGCGAUCUCUGAUUCUUCGGCCUCUUUUUGCUCCAGGCGGGUACAAUGUCGGCCCCCGAUCAGUCCUAGAGACUUCACGUCGUUUCCGCUCGCUUCCGCCGUCCCUUCGUACCUUUUCUUCCAGCACCGCUCGAAGGAAAGAGAAGCCCCCACCUGGAGACGAGAAGGAGGAUUCAAACAAAAAAGAGAACAAGGAUAAUGAUGAUGGAACCGAGGAUAAAGAAGUCGAACGCGAUCCUCGUCGCAAGCAAGCAGAUUCGUCUGGGAAGCAUGGUUCUUCUGUAGAUCCAGGAGCUCCGACAUCGGGCUUCGCAAGGCGGAGGGAGAAAGCGGCCGAUAGAGACCAACGUAGCGUCACCGAAGACGCAAAGAGAGAAGCUGAAGCGAAAGGCAAUUCCUCAGACACACCAUCUGCUAUUCCCGUGAGUGAUAGCUCUUCGGAAUCUAAGCCCAGCGGUUCGCAUAACGGCGGCGACGAUGGCGGAAAGAAAGGAAAGAAGAACGACAAAGCUCUGCAAAAGCCGUCAGUACCUGAUGUAUAUCCUCAAGUCAUGGCAAUUCCUAUCGCCAAACGCCCGUUAUUCCCCGGUUUCUACAAGGCCAUUACCAUCCGUGACCCAAAUGUUGCCACAGCGAUCCAAGAGAUGAUGAAACGCGGACAGCCGUAUGUAGGCGCUUUUCUGUUCAAGGAUGAAAACGCAGACGGCGAUGUGAUUGAGAGUACUGACGAUGUUUACGACACCGGUGUCUUCGCUCAAGUCACUGCUGCAUACCCGCUUCGUGGCGAGCAAAGCGGCGUUACGGCCGUCCUUUAUCCCCACCGACGUAUCAAGAUCUCUUCUCUGAUUCCGCCGGGUGAUUCAACGAAAAGUGGGAACUCGGAGGAUAAGACUACAGAGAAGCGUGGUGACGUUGUAGCAAGCUUUGAGGAGAACGCAGCGGAGCUUGUAACGAAGGAUCACUACGAGCCUACCUCUUUCUUACGGAAAUACCCGGUCAGCCUGGUAAAUGUCGAGAACCUAACGGAGGAGCCUUUCGAUAAAAAGAGCGCCAUUAUCCGCGCUGUGACAAGCGAGAUUGUCAAUGUCUGCAAGGAAAUUGCUACUCUCAAUCCCUUGUUCCGCGAUCAAAUAUCUGCUUUCUACACUGACCAAUUCCCUGGAAACCUUAGCGAUGAACCUGCCAAGCUGGCGGAUUUCGCGGCCGCCGUCUCUGGUGGAGAACUGCAUGAGCUUCAGGAGGUCCUUGAGUCAAUGAAUAUUGAGGAGAGACUGCCCAAAGGAUUGGUUGUGCUGAAGAAGGAGCUGAUGAACGCCCAGCUUCAAACGAAGAUUUCGAAGGAUGUGGAAGCCAAGAUUCAGAAGCGUCAGCGGGAGUACUGGCUGAUGGAACAGAUGAAGGGGAUCAAGCGAGAACUGGGAAUUGAGUCUGACGGCAAGGACAAACUCGUCGAGAAGUUCAAGGAGAAGGCAGAGAAGUUAGCAAUGCCUGAAGCUGUGAAGAAGGUGUUUGAUGAGGAACUCAACAAGCUCGCUCACCUUGAGCCGGCUGCGUCCGAAUUCAAUGUCACUCGAAACUAUCUGGACUGGUUGACCCAGAUCCCUUGGGGCCAGAAGAGUGUAGAGAACUUUGGAAUCAGCCAUGCGACGGAUGUCCUGAACGAAGAUCACUACGGUCUGAAGGAUGUCAAAGACCGAAUUCUCGAGUUCAUCGCAGUUGGGAAGCUCCGGGGAACUGUGGAAGGAAAAAUACUCUGUCUUGUUGGCCCUCCUGGUGUUGGUAAGACGAGUAUCGGAAAAUCUAUCGCUCGGGCACUAAACCGGCAGUACUACCGAUUCUCCGUAGGUGGAUUAACUGAUGUCGCGGAGAUUAAAGGACACCGGAGAACCUAUGUUGGUGCUCUUCCUGGGCGUAUCAUUCAAGCUCUCAAGAAGUGCCAAACCGAGAAUCCCCUUAUAUUGAUUGAUGAAGUGGACAAGAUCGGCCGUGGUCAUCAGGGCGACCCGUCGUCCGCACUGCUUGAGCUUCUGGAUCCUGAGCAGAACUCGUCGUUUCUGGAUCACUACAUGGAUGUACCUGUCGACCUUUCGAAAGUUCUGUUUGUUUGCACUGCCAAUGUCACUGACACGAUACCUCGGCCGUUACUAGACCGCAUGGAGCUUAUUGAGCUAUCUGGCUAUGUUGCGGACGAGAAAAUGGCCAUCGCUCAAAAGUAUCUUGCGCCCGCUGCCAGAGAACUAACUGGCCUCAAAAAUGUGGACGUUACUCUUACCGAGGAAGCCAUUGAAGAGCUUAUCAAGUCGUACUGUCGGGAAAGCGGUGUGCGAAACUUGAAGAAGCAGAUUGAAAAAGUGUACCGGAAGGCGGCCUUCAAGAUCGUUUCGGAUCUUGGGGAAGACGUAUUAGCGGAGGACAAGGCUCUCACAGCCGAGGGGAAGGCGGCGCAAGAGGAGUCGGAGAAGGAGACAGGCCCCAUUGAAUCAACGAGCGAACAGGAAAAAGCCACAACUGAAAACCCACGGGUGGCACUCAAUGUACCCGAUAGUGUACACCUCAGUAUUGGUAAGGACAGCUUGACUGAUUACGUUGGCCCGCCUAUCUUCACCACCGACCGCCUGUAUGACACCUUUCCGCCAGGUGUCACCAUGGGUCUGGCUUGGACCAGCAUGGGAGGUGCGGCUCUCUACGUCGAGUCCAUCUUGGAAAAUGCAUUGACACCCGAGUCACAACCUGGUCUUGACAUCACCGGCAAUCUGCAAAACGUGAUGAAGGAGUCAACUCAGAUUGCCUACUCGUUUGUGAAGUCGGUGAUGGCGAAGCAGUUCCCGGAGAAUAGAUUCUUUGAAAAGGCAAAGCUGCACAUGCAUUGCCCUGAGGGUGCUGUCCCUAAGGAUGGUCCAUCCGCUGGUAUCACUAUGGCGACAUCCCUUCUUUCGCUUGCAUUGAACCACCCGCUUGACCCAACGAUCGCGAUGACUGGAGAAUUGACAGUGACCGGAAAAGUGCUGCGCAUUGGAGGACUGCGAGAGAAGACGGUGGCUGCGCGCCGUGCCGGUGCCAAGACGAUUAUCUUCCCAGCCGAUAACAUGUCCGACUGGCUGGAGCUACCUGAGAACAUUAAAUCAGGAAUCGAAGGCCACGCAGUGAGCUGGUACUCUGAAGUGUUUGACAUCCUGUUUGCCGAUCUCGAUAAGCAAGCUGCAAACCGCGUCUGGCAGAAGCAGCUGUCGAAGGAGCCCAAGAAGUCCAACGAUAAGGACGACCACUGAACUUGGAAUCUUGGUCAGCGACUCGACCGAGUCAACAUUUCUUUGGUACCUAGACUUUUGUUGCUGUGAGCCUUGGGAUUAUUGGUUUCUGUGUUUCUGGUCAUGAACGGGCGUUUGUUGCGAAUGCAUGGUUCGGAGUUGCUUCGAUUUCAAACACCUUUUAGACUUGCAGGUUCUCUUGAUUCUUUUUUUUGCUAGAGAGCUGAAGAAAGCUGGAGAACUUGACACACUCCACUCUGGAAAAUGAGGAUUGUAUGAUGAGGCGGCUGUACGAUUGGAUCGGUUCAAUAUCUACAGACAUAUGCAUGUAUAUAUUAAACAAGACUUGCAAAUGCAUUCUCUCAUACAGCA
Messenger RNA from Aspergillus nidulans FGSC A4, 3794 nucleotides. Its product is annotated as ATP-dependent Lon protease pim1. Lineage: Eukaryota; Fungi; Ascomycota; Eurotiomycetes; Eurotiales; Aspergillaceae. The coding region runs from base 129 to 3443 and encodes 1104 amino acids. Gene Ontology annotation, cellular component: mitochondrial matrix. Gene Ontology annotation, molecular function: ATP-dependent peptidase activity; sequence-specific DNA binding; serine-type endopeptidase activity. Gene Ontology annotation, biological process: chaperone-mediated protein complex assembly; protein quality control for misfolded or incompletely synthesized proteins; cellular response to oxidative stress. The transcript is spliced from 3 exons. The record is from RefSeq and is a predicted model, not a curated record.